CCAACAAACAAUGGUGUGUAUGGUUGACCAGCCCAAGUAAAGAAUAGAAGAUUAAAAUUAUCAGUUGCUGAAACCAUAUUGUGACAUGUCAUGCUCUCAUAGGAUGUUGAAGUCAUAUGCGGGACCCUAUCAUAUCCACCUAAAAAAAUCUUCACACGUGGCCUUGUUAAGUAUACCCCACGGUAUCAUUACUCAACCAACAGCAACAAAGUAACAGAUUUGUGGAUACACCAUCAAAGAUAAAAGGAUAAGGUCCAAUGACUCUCAUUGGCUAAUCCAAAACCCACAAACGCAUCUCCACCGUUGGAUCUCAAAAAUCACACAAUCCAACCGUCCAAUUUCAAUAGACAACAACCACCACAGAUAUGUCAUGUUAUGAAAUUUACAAAAGCCAUGCACGAACAUAGACUUUCUCAUUUACCACUCCUACUGCUGCUACCACCACCACCAUCAUUCUAGCUCAAAAAUCCAUUUCAAUAUCGUAUUCCGGCCGGGAAAAAGGAUGGCGACCGUCACCACGCAAGCCUCGGCUGCUGUUUUCCGGCCAUGUGCUUCAAGAUCAAGAUUCCUAUCUGGCUCUUCUAGUAAAUUAAACAGACAAGUGUCCAUUAGGCCAGCAGUGAUGACUAAUUCAUCUUCUACUUCCCUUAAGGUUGAGGCCAAAAAGGGUGAGUGGUUACCAGGCUUGACAUCUCCAGCUUACCUCAAUGGAAGUCUUCCUGGUGACAAUGGAUUUGAUCCAUUAGGACUAGCUGAGGACCCAGAGAACCUUAAAUGGUUUGUCCAAGCAGAGUUGGUUAAUGGUCGUUGGGCAAUGUUGGGAGUGGCAGGAAUGCUCUUGCCAGAAGUGUUCACCAGUAUUGGAAUUCUUAAUGUUCCUAAAUGGUAUGAUGCUGGAAAAGAAGAGUACUUCGCUUCUUCUUCGACCCUUUUCGUGAUCGAGUUCAUUUUGUUCCACUAUGUUGAGAUUAGAAGGUGGCAAGACAUCAAGAACCCAGGAAGUGUCAACCAAGAUCCCAUCUUUAAGCAAUACAGCUUACCCCCAAAUGAGGUUGGAUACCCUGGUGGCAUCUUCAACCCCCUCAACUUUGCUCCAACUGAAGAAGCCAAGGAGAAAGAGCUUGCCAAUGGUAGAUUGGCUAUGUUGGCAUUCUUGGGAUUCAUUGUUCAGCACAACGUGACAGGAAAAGGGCCAUUCGACAACCUCUUGCAGCACCUGUCUGACCCAUGGCACAACACCAUUGUCCAAACACUAAGUGGCAACUAAGAUCAUAUCUAAGAUAGAUUUGAUCAAAACCUGUUUCAUUUGUUUUAUAAGAGUGAAUGAAUGUUUUUGUGGUGAGACUUGAACCUUAAUGUAGACAAGGAUUUUUACCAUUGUACAGGGGGCACUUAAAUGGCAUCGUAAUUAUUAUUAUUAUCACUUCAAUUACAUCACUAUCUACAAUUAAAAUAUAUGUUUUACAAACCAACAAAUUAUUCUGUAACACUUCCUAAACCCUAAUCAAAUUCUUGUGUUUGCUUA
Cannabis sativa is the source of this 1525-nucleotide messenger RNA. Its product is annotated as chlorophyll a-b binding protein P4, chloroplastic. The transcript has 3 exons. The record is from RefSeq and is a predicted model, not a curated record. Gene Ontology annotation, biological process: response to light stimulus; photosynthesis, light harvesting in photosystem I. Bases 503 to 1267 code for a protein of 254 amino acids. Gene Ontology annotation, cellular component: membrane. NCBI's taxonomy places the organism in Eukaryota, Viridiplantae, Streptophyta, Magnoliopsida, Rosales, Cannabaceae.